Molecule: messenger RNA, 327 nt
Organism: Arabis nemorensis
Lineage: Eukaryota; Viridiplantae; Streptophyta; Magnoliopsida; Brassicales; Brassicaceae
Source: the annotation of a GenBank genome assembly
AUGGAUUCUGGUGGCGACGAGUUCCCUCUUCAACCUCUUUUUCUCUGUCCUACUGCACGUAUCAACUUUCUGAAAUCCAAACUAAAGAAGGACGACGACUAUUACACUAAUUAUCAUCCAUUUCAUUCUUCUCCACACUUCCCCAACACAAGAAGCGGUGAUCAGGAAGGCGAAUCUUUGCUUGAUUGCAACGACGUUGGUAUCUGUAAGCUCCCUCUAAUCCCUCUCUUUUGGUGCAGCAAUAAAAAUUCUGAUGACAAUGAAGAAUUUUUAAGUGUGGUGCAUGCUCUCGGUCAAUGCUCAGCACAAUCUAUUAUGCAUGUCUAG